This is a messenger RNA of Dermacentor andersoni, 5849 nucleotides long. RefSeq names its product phosphatidylinositol glycan anchor biosynthesis class C (gene PIG-C). Gene Ontology annotation, cellular component: membrane; glycosylphosphatidylinositol-N-acetylglucosaminyltransferase (GPI-GnT) complex. Gene Ontology annotation, biological process: GPI anchor biosynthetic process. NCBI's taxonomy places the organism in Eukaryota, Metazoa, Arthropoda, Arachnida, Ixodida, Ixodidae. The record is from RefSeq and is a predicted model, not a curated record.
CGUACAAUUUAGGUUUGACGGCCGUAUCAUGUAGCGCAUAAGUUCAGGGCCUGAGCAGGUGUUCUGUGCUUUAGCUGAGCUUUUUAGUUGGUUUAGUCAAGUUGUUUCUUUAUUCUAUUGUUUAGUCUUUUAGCUUUAAGUCUGCUGGCAGGAAUGGUAGGAUCGUGAAAGCCACACGUACUACAGUGUUGCUGGAUAGCUCAAAACAGAUGGUGAAUGACUGCUGUAGACGCUGCAGAAGGACACUUCCAGCUGCUCGCAAUGUCUUCAGGUGUGUGAUCCCAGGCCCAGCAUUGAGGAUGGAGGUGCCAGAACAAAGUUGGAAGAAAGUGCUUUAUGACGACCAGAGUUUUCCUGACAAUUAUGUUGACCAGUCGUUUCUGGGCCAGCUGCGUAAAAAUGUGAACCUGGUCCAUUUCAGCCUGACUGAAGCACUCUAUGGCGUCACUGGCAUGGUGCAGCAAAUUUGCCGAACAGUCCUGUUUGCUGUGCUGUUUGGCCACCUGCAGGGAGGCCUGCUGCAUCCAUCAGAGCUUUUUGUUGGGUUGGCCUUGCUUGGCUGGCCAACAUACUUGCUCUAUGUGUUCGUGCAGGAAAGGAAAACUGGUGAAGUGCUGGAAGACCUUCGCCGAGCAGCCAUAUUUGUGGCAUUUGGAUCGUCUUUGGCACCCAUCAUGGGUACCCUGACAGAGACCAUAAGCACUGACACUGUGUAUGCUAUGGCUGCUGGGGCACUGCUGCUACACGUGGCCUGCCAUGACUAUACUCCUGGUCCAAGGACGCAAGGAGUUUGCAUAACAGAAGCUCAAGAACCAGCUUCUGAUGAUGGACCAUGGGCUGCUAUAUCGUUAAAUGGUGCUCUCUUUGGUGCGGUGUGCCUUGCCUCACGGCUUACCGGCAGUGGCCCUGUACUUGCCCUCUCUUCCCUGGCAGUUGCCCUUUUUCUGCUGGCUCCUUUGUUGGCCUCCUGGGUGCAGGAUCGCUGGCCUAGGCUACAGGUUGUGCUGACACUGAUUCAUGGAAUACUGGCAUUGACAAGCUGCUGGCAGUUCAGUCCUCCCUUGGCUGCAGCACUGGCCUUAGCUUUGCUGGCUGUAGGCCUGGUUCUUCCAGGGCAUUUUGUUUACUGCCACCAGUACAGACAGAGUAUCCAUGGCCCAUGGGACGAAGCUGUCAUUGAUGACCAGCAACACUAAGCUGGAGUGCUAUUGAACUUGUUUAAAAUGCAUACCAGUUUUGAGGACCAGAAGCUGCAGCAUAGAAAUGCAACUUGGCAUGAAAACACCAGCAAGUUGUGUUGCUGUGUUGAAGAUCACGUGCCUUCUGACGUUCUGGUCACAUGCCUUCUGGUGCAGUUAUGACAACAGAUGUUUUACUGUCAAAUGGGCAAAUAGGAACGCUCAGAAAUGCUCCAGAAAUGCCCUCUUCAGCACUCAUGCCAGUCUUGGCAGUGCCACAGAGGCUGGUGCGAGCAUGUGCAAGGGUACAUGUUAAGUGCGCUCCAAGCAUGACUGAAAAACCAAUAUCUGCAGUGCUGCAUCAUGUUAUUUCUUUUGUGCGGUGAAACACAUGGCAUGAUAAGUUAGUGAAUGUCUAGCUCCUUUGUCCUAGCACCAAAUUCUGUUCUGUGCUGGUUGUUGCAAGUAACAUUGGUGUAACAUUUAUCCUUGGUAAAUAUGUGUGGACAUGAAGCCUGAAAAUUAAGUAUAAUGCAUCUAUAGUUCAACCUCUGUAGCCAAAACCUUACUCAAAAUGAGGUUUUUCAUGCCAUAUUAAUAGGUGUGUUUGAAUAGAAGAAUUUUCUAAUCAAAUUGAAUACAAAGAUUAAGAAAAAUUCUCCUUUGAAUAUUAAAUCGAGUACCAAAUAUUUCCUAGAAAAAGGAAAGAACGAAAGAAAACACCACAAUGAAUUUUGCUAAAAAAUAUUUUGCCUAACCUGAUAUAACAAUCAGCAGGAAACCUGAGUAAGAAACAGCCUUAAUUUGGUAGCUAUAAAUUUGGUAAUAAGGUAUUGCGAAAAAAGAUAGAAAAAAAAAAGAAGUGCUGUUCCAAGAACUACCGUAAGUUAAGGCCGGUGCCGCCAAGUAUUGGCUCAGUAUUUCCUGUAGAGAUGGAUUAAGAACACAUAUUUGCGGUGGCCUUGCAUUAUUUUUUUCACCCAAGGUGCACUAACAAUUAUUCUCAUUGAGUGCUAUUUGAAACAGACAAAUAUUUGAACAUAUUUAGAUCAGAAUCUCAGAUCAAGCAUGACUAGAAUAACAGACUAUUCAAUAUUUGACAUUUUGAAUAUUCACAACCCCUACAUAAUAGUCUAACUUUAUAUGUUCCUAUAAUAGUCCUGUUGGCUACCACACUGAAAAUGACCAUUCUUAAAUUAAAUUUUAAUAGAAAUAUGGGUGAUUGUGGCACAAUAUAGUGGCAUCCAGUGUGCCAUUUUGUCUAGCCGUAAGAGUAGUACUCCAUAAUUCUUGGUUGUCUGCAUUUGUAUUAGAGGAGCUAACAAAGCAGUGCUGCCAUGGCAUGAACAUGAAGCCACAUAUGUUCUUGCACCCAGAGGGGAUCACUUUACAUGAGGCAAGCCAUAGUUGUAUUGGAACUCACUGCGCUUAUUUUGGAAUCGAAAACAUGGCUCUGUGCACUGGCUGCCACAUAUUCUGAUAGUGCACAAAGCGUUGGUUGCCCUGUGACUAUCAUAAUCAUUACUGUGCACCAACAAUGCCAGAUGAACAGUAUAUGAAUAUGUAGUUUCAUAUGUAUGGAAAACCAUACAUAUGAAACCAAUUUAGUUGAUGCACAGAUGUGUCACAACUAGUCAUUCAUGUAACAGAUGAAAGUGACCUACAAUUACUUGUUGAAUGCCCAUGUAGCCCAGCUGUGGUAUGCCUCGUACCAUUUUGCAGCGUCCUAAGAGCUGCAUGCAUAAUAAGAAUGCUGUUAGGCAAUCCAAAGGGGUGCCUAUCAUUUAGAGUGGAGCUCUUAGGUACCCGUUCUUAGUUGUUCUUAGUUCUUAGAGUGGAGUUCUUAGGUACCUGCCGUCGGACGAUGCCGACGGCAUUGGCAUAACUGAGUGAACAAGCACCACAAAGAGUGAAAGCAAAUGUGGAGCGCAGCAAGAGAUGAAAGAAAGGCGAUAGUACAGGAGGAGGGUGCAGCAGAACCAUGAGGUGGAAAGCGGAGGAGGAGUGGAGGGGAGACGGCCUGCUCAUGUGCGGAGUUGCCGGCGGCCUAGGCAUCCACAGCCAAGUGGGCGAUCUCAAGUGCGCUUCCGAGUGGGGUGGGGAGAGGGGGGGUGCAGGGUGCCGUGAUGUGGGGAAGGCUACGCUCGUCCACGAUAUCAGCUGCUGAGGUAAGUCCGUGAUACCAGCGUGUGUGAUAGGGAUCACUGCUAUUGCAAGGGGUGAUGGUGAGCAACUACGAGUAAUGCUCGAUGUGAUGCUCCCUUACGUGCUGUCACCGCUAACACUGGUGGCACGAUUUCCUCAUGACGAAGCAUGAGAAGCGCGAGAACAAAAGCGUAGUGCCGCGGAAGACGGGCUGUGCGGUAACGAUGGCUACGAUAUGGCACCAGAGUAGCGCGCAUUGUCUCUCUAGAAACAAAGCACUGCAUGAGCGGAAGUCUGUCUGUAGAGGCUGCUGUGAACUGCGCUCACGCGUCACCCAUGCGCUGUGCCACACUUCGCUCCCCGUUUGGAACGUGCUGCAUGAGACAGAUUGUCCGUGCCAGCCAAUAUAUCGCGAAAUAAAAACGCAUAUAGAGCUGCACUCAAAUUUCGUGUUGGGGAGUAUCGUAAUCGUCGGUUAAUUUGUUAUAUAUAUGACACAGUUGCGUUUCAUUGCGAGCUUCAAUAAAAAUUCAUGAGGGUGGCAGUUUGGGCACUUUGGUACUCCGUAAGGAAAAACAAAUGAGCAUGAACUGGAUAUGGACAGAAAAAAAACACGCACAAGUGCAUUUAGUGCUUGUAAGUGCCUCUCUUCCGUCUGUGUCCAGUCUACGCUAAUUUAUCCAGUAAAACUCUGGACCAUAUGCGUACAUCAUGGCAAUAGUUCAGUGGUGCAACAAAGAAAUUGCUUAACGGUGUCACAUCAGGAAUAAUUUUAUCGCUUAACCAAAUUACUUCCUUCUUCCUUAAUAAAAGAAGGUAAGCAUGACAAUAACUGUUACCUGAACAAAACAAUGCUUCCUGCCAGUCUCGCGAAGGUAUCAUGCUGUUGCAUGUGAAGACUAAAAGUAGACCAUGCAACCACAUAAACCAUAGUAAAAGUAUAUUAAACUAUGCUAAGCAAUCCUCACAGCCAUAUAUGAUGAUGAAAAAAUGCAGAGAAUUGCAGCAGCAAUACUAAUAAGAACAAAAACUAUGGGACCCCCUCUGGUGUACCUGCAAAUAGAGAGCAGGCACUAGCUGGCCUUUAACUUCUUCCAAGGUCCUGAGGCUGUAUUCAUUUGUUCCCAUGAACAUUGGAAUGAUUGCUGUCAUACAUAGCAUACAUAAAAUCACUUGGGACAAGAUGGCAGUCCCUUCUGUACGGUUUACAUUUACAUUCAUCCUGUAUCAUGAGAUGCUGCUCUCUCCUUGUAGUAUUAGGUUCACCUCUGCACUUCUGCGUUUCUCUGUGCUUCACUAUCACUUAUGAUAGCCUAGUCACAUUUACUAGCAGCAGUGCAAUCGCACAUCCUUUGCUUGCACUAUCUUGACUAUAAAGUUCAACAGCCUCUACAAAACACUGCUGCCACUGUGAAGUUACUCUGAUUUGUAGUUCCAGUGCGAUGGCCAAGUAAUUGAGGCACUGGCCUUCAAUCACAAAGGACCUUGCCUCAGAUUUUGUCAUCAUCAUCAUCAGCCUGGUUACGCCCACUGCAGGGCAAAGACCUCUCCCAUACUUCUACAGCUACCCCGGUCAUGUACUAAUUGUGGCCAUGUUCUCCCUGCAAACUACAAACUAUUUUGUAAGGUGCCGCCAAGUAUUUUCAUUUUUCACAUCCCUUGUAUAUAGUGUUAGUAUACUGAUAUUUUUUUCAGUGCCCAUUCCAACAUACUUAUUGCUCGUAACAUAAAACAAUUCUGGCAGAACCGAUCCCACAUGAACGUCGACAUUAAUGCGAUUAGCACUGAAGUAAUGCAGUGACACGCCUUGUCGCCACCGCCAAAACAAGUCGCGUACGAAACGUACAGGAGCCGGCCACCUUUCUCAUGCUUCUCUCUGGACACGCUGCACUAUCUAGCACCGCCUCUGCUAAGUUUGUUCACGGCCUCUGUCGGAGAUAUGUGGCACGUUGGUGCGUGUAAAUAUUGAAAACUGUUCGCUCGCUGCCCACGCGCAUUCGUGGCACAGUGUGCUAAAACGUUGCGCUGCUGUGCUUGGCAAGCCCGUGUAAUGCGGGUUCGAUUGCACCCAGCACUGGAUGUAUUUUUUUUUUUUUUUUUUUUUUUGAGUGUGGCAUGUGAUUGACCAAGAAUGGGCACAUACCUAGUUGCACGUACCCAGUGGUCCAAGUUGUCUAUUUGGACCCAGACCCAGUUGCGCAUGCCCAAUGGCCUAAGUUGGGAUAUGAAAUAGGUUAGAUACAAACAUAAUGCGAAAGGGGUAAAGUUCCCAAAUAUUGCUAAUUACAUUAACACUUGCACAUGCUGUAAGCAUAAUUUGUAGGACCAUGACCACUAUCAGUGAACAAAGGAAGAAACAAAAUUUGGGUGGUUAGGCUUUUGUAAUUGGUUGUGACAGAAGUCCAGUUGGUGUAAAGCUACCGUAGAUGCUCUGUAUUGCUGGGUCAUUCCUGUGUAGACUUCAAUUUAAAGAAUGGGAUGUGUACUUUGUCUAUAUGUGUAAUAAAGAUGUGUACAGCAAUUGAA